CAUAGUUAAUGAAGUCGAUAUUUAAAUGACAUCGGUAUUCACAGCAUCACCGUCUAGCGUUGGGUUCUCCUUGGGAUUUCUGCCCCGUUGAUCGAGAGGAAGCUUUAAGGAUGCUGUGGCCACUAUGCCUGUUUCUGUCGGUCACAUUUGCUACAUCAAACGCUUCAAUAUAUUACGAAGAUAACAGAGAACAUAUACUGGACCAGGGUGUCGAAGAACCAGGAAGUUCAGACGGAGUUGUAGACGACGGACCAUACAGUUUCAAAGAACGUCCAGAAAAAGAUGAAGGCCUUACCUAUGCACCCCGCUAUUAUGCUCAAUUUCCGGUUGACGAUAUGGAACAACCGGUUGUGAUUGGAGGAAAAGGUUACACAUUUGGUAGGCGUCCAAAUGUAUACGGAGGAUAUGGACUUGGCAAACAAAACGGACAACAAGACGAGUAUAUUUUAGACGAUGGUGAACCCUUAUAUAACUUCAACGACCGUGGCAAUAAAAUGGCGACUAACAAGAGAUACUUUGUGUUUAGAGGAGGGAGACAUCAGCUUGGGAAGAGACCAUUUGUUUUUGGAAGUGGUGGAUACUUUGGGAAAAGAGACGACGACGACGAUACUGACGAUAACAAAGCUACAGUAAAUAAACGGCCAUUUGUGAUGAGGGGCGGUUACAACUUUGGAAAAAGGGAUUCCGGUGAACCUGGAGAAACGCUACUGAAGCGACCAUUUGUCUUAAGCGGUGGCUAUAAUUUCGGAAAACGUGACAACGAUGAGGACCGUGUACAAAAGCGACCGCUUGUUCUAGGUGGAGGUUACAAGAUCGGUAAACGGCCUUUCAUAUUAGGAGGUGGUUAUAAGUUUGGAAAACGCAACAUUGACGACGGGGAACAAAUUAACACGAUCAAAAGAUUAUUCGUCUUAGGAGGAGGGUAUAAAUUUGGCAAAGGACCAUUUGCAUUUGGUAGUGGAUACAAAUUUGGUAAAAGAGAAGUUGGGGAUGACGAUGUACAAAAACGACCAUUUAUUCUAGGAAGUGGCUACGAUUUUGGUAAACGGUUCUUUGCUAUGCGCGAGGGACAUAUUUUUGCAAAACGUGACAUGAAGAAUGAUGAAGGCAAUGAAAUAGAGAAAAGGCCGUUUGUUUUAGGAGGAAGAUACAAAUUUGGGAAACGUCCAUUUGUCUUUGGAAGCGGAUAUAAAUUUGGAAAGCGUGGCAUGGGCGAGUUUGAAGACGAUGAAGAAAUUGAAAAGCGGCCAUUUGUUCUUGGAAGUGGUUAUAACAUUGGGAAACGUCCAUUUGUUAUGCGAGGUGGUUACAAUUUCGGCAAACGUGGUCUAGAUAAUGAAGGUGACAUAGUGGAAAAACGACCAUUUGUGUUUGGAAGCGGCUACAAAUUUGGAAAACGUCCAUUUGUACUUGGAAGUGGCUAUCAAUUUGGUAAACGAGCAGAUCCGGAAACAGAAAUUGAAAAAAGACCGUUUGUGUUGAGUGGGGGGUACAAAUUUGGAAAACGUCCAUUUGUGCUAGGAGGCGGAUACAAAUUUGGCAAACGCGCUGACAUGGCCAAAGAAGUCGAAAAACGUCCCUUUGUGUUAGGUGGCGGGUAUAAAUUCGGGAAACGACCAUUUGUUUUAGGAGGCGGAUAUAAGUUUGGAAAGCGUGAUAACCAAAUGCAUACAUCUGCAGGAGAAUCUCUAUCAGAAGGCGGUAAUACAGGCUUGGACACCAUAGAGGAAAUUACAAAACGUCUAUUAGCAUCCAAUUACAACUUUGAAAAACGCCCAUUUACGUCUAGUAAUUCAUUCAAACUUGGUAAGCGCGAUCCCGAGAUAACAGACUUCGAGGCAGAAACUACCAAUGACGAACUGCACAAGGCGGAUAACAGCAAUGAUCUCAGCCAACAUCCUACCGUAAAUAAGAGAAGUACCAUACUGAAGGGUUAGAGCUUGAUCGAGGUUAUUCCGACACACAUAAAUCCCGCAUUCAAAAGAGAUCUCUUCUCGGCGAUUGGUAAAAAAUGUAACGUUUUUGCAUUUCAACUUCCGGAAACAGAAUAUUCUAUAAAUUAAAAAAAAAAAAAUGAAAAUAUGUGAUGUUGCAAACUGUCUUUCUUUCAAAAAGUAGGAAACAAAUAAAAAACGAAAACAGUUUGAGAAACGGCGAGCCGCCAUUGAUGUGUUUCUUGUCUAUUUCUGGAGAAAAUAGAUAUUGAAUGAUUUACCGUGCCACUUUGACAUCAUACGUAACGUCAAUAAAUGCACGUGAGCGUAUUCCUGGUGAAAAAAUAGGUCAUAUUACUGAGCCGAUUGUAAAUGGACAGACAUAGUAUAUACGUUAAUCUCGCAGACUGUUAUGUUAGUGCUUCAACAGACAAGGAAACGUCCCACGCCCACGAAUUCAAAGCUGAUGAAAAGAACAGACUGGCCGUCAGAUAUCUUUGUGUCUUUCGUGUGUGUAUGUGUAUGUUUCCAGACAAUGUUCAAAGAUGUUGUAGUCAGCUAUUAUACAUUUGUCGACGUAGACGAACGAUAAAUUGAUGAGACGAUGCUGACUCAUAUGCUAUCAGUUUGUUUAGCGAGGUUGGAACCGUAAAACUAAUUAAUAAGAUUUUGUCAUUUUUGGAAUUGAUAGUGAGAAAUUUCAUUACUGUAAAAGUAUCUGUAAUAAAAUUUCAUUUUGGAUUGAAAACAUAAUAAGUAUCAUAGUUCAAAGGAUCUUUUAUCAUGUAAUGUUAAAAGUAAAGCAUGCAUCUUAAAAUGUGUAAACGCAAAAAGGCGUCUUAUUUCAAUAGUAUAGCAUUUCAUUUCAAAGAAACAUUCAAACAUGUAAAGACGGGAAAGACUUUUGGUGAAUUAUACCUACACAGUGAUGGGGGUGGGUGGCACUUUAUUUUUUCUAAUUUCCGAUCAAUCGUUUUCGUGUCAGUAUUGCACUGUUCAUGCAGCUCAUAAGUGUUCAUUGGUACCUUCCAUGUCUGGUAAAUCAUUUAGACUUGCUAAGCACGAUGAUUAUCAUGUGUUCAUUGGUACCAUAGAUCUUCGCAAACUCUUUAGCAGAUGAGCUAUUAAAUCCUCUACCUAGGGGAUUUACUAUCAGCCACAGACAGUAAGAAACUUUGAACAAAGAAAUGUUCAUAGGUGUAUGGCAGUCGUGUACACUCCGUAAAGUGAAUAUUCUAUAAACUCCUUCUUUGGUUAAACAUUAUGGUAAAACAACUGUUUAUUUGUGUAAAUCCUAGCUACAAGAUUAAUCAGGCAUUCAAUGAGGUUAGUCAAAUACUUUUUUAGAGUCGACUGACGUCUUUUCCGACGUCUAUAGAAAAUCCUGAACAGAAAUUGUUAUACGCAUUAAGCACUUGGAUGCUUUGCUAUUUUUUGUUCCAGAUGAUGAAAAUUCAGAUAAGUUAUAGUCUAUCCUAUAAAAUAGUUUAAUUCAUCUUUGUUAAAAUUUACAGCCUGAUUAUUUUGUCAAGUUACCUUCUUUCGUAUAUAUAUAUAUUUUUGGCAUUUUUCAUUAAAUGUGGGACUGCUAGUUAAUGUGCAAAGUGAAUGCUGCCGUGUGCACAGUAUAUUCCGGGAAAGGUUAUAUUGUACAUUUUAUUAAUAGGUAAAGGUUAAGUGUUUAUUGACUUUAGUCCAUGUUGUUAUUUGUUGUUUGGAUAAUUUCAAAUAGUUCUUGUUUAUGUGCUUGUGGAUAUUUUUUUUUUUUAUGUUUUCGUGAUUUUAUCACAAGUAUAAGUGAAUAUUUCGAACUUUUAUGUUUUCAGUGUUGAAAGGCGUUUCUCCGAAAGGACCAACACUGUCUGGAAAAACUGUUGACAAGUAUGCAUUAUGAUAGUUUAAGGUUUGGUUGUUAUCCCAUGAAAACAUCGCCAUGGCAAUCAUACGAGUCGACUCUGUAAUAACUCUGAUACUCGUUAAAUAAAUUAUUUAAUUAUUAAAUUAUUAAAAAGUAUUCAAUUUUGAUCAUUUAGAUAUGGUAUUUGAACUUUAAAGCUAAAAGUGCAUCGCAUUGUCAACGGAAACAGUGUUUCGUAAUUUCAAAAUAUUUUCUCCCUUGUUGAGUUCGUAAUACUAUAUUGAGUACUUUGAGUAUCCCCUUGAUAGGGAAACACAUAUCAAUUAUAAAAUUUUGUCUUAGAUAUGCUAGUAGUGCUUUGAUAAAUUAUUGUAUUUUUCCAAAAUAUGUCUUUGUUUUCGUUAACAUGAAAUGAAUAAAUUGAUAUC
Molecule: messenger RNA, 4220 nt
Organism: Mizuhopecten yessoensis (Yesso scallop)
Lineage: Eukaryota; Metazoa; Mollusca; Bivalvia; Pectinida; Pectinidae
Product: protein PRQFV-amide-like
Exons: 3
Coding region: 111-1937 (608 amino acids)
Source: RefSeq, a predicted model, not a curated record